AGAGAGAGAAACACAAUGAGAAAGGAGGAGAUGGCGGCGGCGGUGUGAGCUCUUGGAGGGAAAAAGGGGAAGGGUGGCAAGCUUAUGCAGGGCCACAGUCAUCACUCACCAAGCAGUCGGCUUUAACUCCGCCUUCUGGGGCUGGCUCUGCUGUGCUCGUUGGCAAUCCGAAUCCAGGGUUUGGGUUGGGGACAGGAAGAGGGGCCGCAAGGGCGACGAGAGCAGUGGCCACAAGGACGGCAACAAAACGAAUUGGGUUCAUGAUUGAGGCUUUUUUGGUCGAGUCGAGUUCUGCAGAAAC
Molecule: messenger RNA, 301 nt
Organism: Acaulospora colombiana
Lineage: Eukaryota; Fungi; Glomeromycota; Glomeromycetes; Diversisporales; Acaulosporaceae
Source: the annotation of a GenBank genome assembly